Messenger RNA from Quercus robur (English oak), 1155 nucleotides. RefSeq names its product flavonoid 3',5'-methyltransferase-like. Gene Ontology annotation, molecular function: S-adenosylmethionine-dependent methyltransferase activity; O-methyltransferase activity. NCBI's taxonomy places the organism in Eukaryota, Viridiplantae, Streptophyta, Magnoliopsida, Fagales, Fagaceae. The transcript is spliced from 6 exons. The record is from RefSeq and is a predicted model, not a curated record. The coding region runs from base 248 to 1015 and encodes 255 amino acids.
AAAACACAGAGAAAGAGGACCGAGCGAGCCAGAUAGCAUGAAAAAUAUUUGAGACUAUUCAAAGUUUACCAACUACUCCCAAGUCCCAACAACUUAAUUGAGUUUCUUAGUGCCCUCCCCAGCACAACUUUUAGUCUAUAAAUUUGGCUAUUGGUCUCUUUCUUAAUUUGUGCCUUUCAAAUAAAUCCAAUCCAUUUUUCUAGUAUUAGAGCUCAGAUUGACAGAUUCUACAGCCAUUUUUUUCAGAAUGAGUUCAAUUAUUGGAGAACUUCUUGCCAUUGAGAAGGGAUCGAAAUCAGAAACUAACGGCAUGGCAACCGCACCGGAGAAGAUCAUCCUCAAAAGUCAAGCACUUAAGAAGUACAUUUUAGAAAAAUGCUACCCGCGAGAGCAUGAGCAAUUGAAGGAACUCAGAGAGGCCACAAUUGACCAACAUCCUUUUUGGAGUUUGAUGAAUGUGCCUAUCGAUGAAGGUCUACUCCUCUCAAUGCUUCUAAAGACCAUGAACGCAAAGAAGACAUUAGAAAUUGGAGUCUUUACUGGUUAUUCUCUUCUUACUACUGCUUUAGCACUACCAGCUGAUGGCAAGAUAAUAGCUAUUGAUCCAAACAGGGAAGCAUAUCAAACUGGAUUGCCAUUUAUUCAGAAGGCUGGAGUGGAACAUAAGAUUAAUUUUAUUGAAUCAGAUGCCUUGUCAGUUUUGAAUGAUCUAAUUACCAAUGGCAAACAAGAAGGGACAUUCGAUUUCGCAUUUGUGGAUGCUGAUAAGGAAGGCUACAUCAAAUAUCAUGAACUACUUUUGAAACUGGUUAAGAUUGGUGGAAUAAUUGCAUAUGAUAAUACCUUAUGGUUUGGGUCAGUGGCUGAACCUGAAGAAGAUAAGAUGGAGGAAUAUUUGAAGCUUGGCAAAAAGUGUCUCGCGGAAUUGAAUAGCUUUCUAGCAACUGAUCCUCGCAUCGAAUCAUCCCUCGUCUCUAUUGGUGAUGGCCUCACCCUCUGCAGGCGCAUCUGCUAGUGAAAUCAACAAAUUGAAGUUCUAGCUGCUGCACUAGCAUGCAUGUUACUCAAAUGGUUAUUUAGAAUAAAUCAAGUGUCUGAAAAACCUCACAAAUAUGUGUGACAGUAAGGAUGAUCAAUAAGAGAAUCUAUUACGUA